Molecule: messenger RNA, 1753 nt
Organism: Brienomyrus brachyistius
Lineage: Eukaryota; Metazoa; Chordata; Actinopteri; Osteoglossiformes; Mormyridae
Gene: ufd1l
Product: ubiquitin recognition factor in ER associated degradation 1
Exons: 12
Coding region: 140-1069 (309 amino acids)
Cellular component (GO): VCP-NPL4-UFD1 AAA ATPase complex
Molecular function (GO): polyubiquitin modification-dependent protein binding
Source: RefSeq, a predicted model, not a curated record
ACGUCUGUUUUCUUUCGUCAUUUCCUACAGUGACAGGGUACUUCCCCCCAGAGAAAGAAAUAGAGCAGACGGGGCACCCUGAAUUUCUGCUCUCUAAUAGUGUAGAACAUACGUAACGUAUACAUCAACAUUAACAGACAUGUUUUCUUUUAAUAUGUUCGACCACCCGAUCCCACGGGCUUUCCAAAACCGCUUCUCCACGCAAUACCGCUGUUACUCAGUGUCCAUGCUGGCUGGGCCCAACGACCGAUCUGAUGUCGAAAAAGGAGGCAAAAUUAUAAUGCCUCCUUCUGCCCUGGACCAACUCAGUCGUCUUAACAUCACAUAUCCAAUGUUGUUCAAACUGACAAAUAAGAAUUCUGAUCGCAUGACACACUGUGGAGUGUUGGAAUUUGUUGCUGAUGAAGGAAUUUGCUAUCUGCCUCACUGGAUGAUGCAGAACCUGUUACUGGAGGAGGGGGGUCUGGUACAAGUAGAAAGCGUCAACCUCAUGGUAGCAACAUAUUCCAAAUUCCAACCACAGAGUCCUGAUUUCUUGGAUAUCACAAACCCCAAAGCAGUACUAGAGAAUGCUUUGAGGAACUUUGCUUGUCUGACCACCGGUGAUGUAAUUGCUAUCAACUAUAAUGAAAAGAUCUAUGAGCUUCGUGUGAUGGAGACCAAGCCAGACAAGGCGGUGUCCAUCAUUGAAUGUGAUAUGAAUGUGGACUUUGAUGCACCAUUGGGUUACAAAGAACCAGAGAGACGCCUCCAGCACACCGAGGAGCCUGCAGAAGAGGAUGGAGACCCCAGCAACUAUGCAGACAUGGAUAUGGGAUUCAGAGCCUUCUCAGGCUCAGGAAACCGCCUCGAUGGCAAAAAGAAGGGCAUUGAGCCCAGCCCUGCCCCCAUUGAUCCAAGCGAUAUCAAAAGAGGGAUCCCAAACUAUGACUAUAAGGUUGGAAGGAUUACAUUUAUCAGAAACUCUCGCCCUCAGCCGAAGAAGGUGGAUGAGGACGAUACCAUGAGUCGUUUUAUUGCCUUUUCUGGAGAAGGACAAUCACUGCGCAAGAAGGGCAGGAAACCCUGAAGGAGCUGUUUAACAGGAUAUGGAAAGACUGAUUAGAGAGUCCGCAACUGAAACUGAUUUCCAUGGACUUGGUAAAAGCAACCACAAGCUGUGCUUAAGUGUGUAAAGGUGGUUAAGAAACUGGAUUCUCAUUUUUUGGUUUGAAAUACAAUUUUCUUCUUGGAUUUGGUUAUAUGAAUGCACAUACUAUGGAACUUGGAUUUUGUCCCUUUUGAGUGAUUGAGCUUUCGAAUAUAUCUUUAGCUUGUGAGACACAUUUAAACUUUUUUAAAAGUAGUUCGAAUCUUGGGUGUUUCGAUGAAAAGGGAAAAACAACUUGUUUUCGUUGUUCAUCAAGCUGUAGUUUGUAACGUUGGGCAUAAAUUGUCCAUUUAAAAAUUAAAUGCUAUACAUACAAUGAAGUCAUUUUUUUUGGAGGAUGUUCCAAAUGUGAUUAAGGCCAGACUUUUUUUUUUUUUAUGCACCAAACAGUCAGUGAAUCAAUCACUGACCCACCGACUCUCAAAAUACAGCAAACAGUUAAAGCGAUAUCACAAAUGCUCAAGUUUUGUUCUAGGUUUCUUAAACUGCACAUUUAAUUUUUGUGUUUUGUUUUAAAAUCUGAUUGGAUUAUUUUUUUAUAAAUGGCCUUAAUUUAGAUGGACAUAAGCUUGCACAACAGCUGAAUAAAAUAUUUAACUUUCA